AUGGAGGACACCAACGUGGGCCACCAAGGCCCGGCCGGACAAGGUGACAUCGCCGGCGAGUCAUCCAAUGCGGGCGGCAGCUCCAGUGAGGGCCUCGCUGCAGAGGAGACGCAGCCCAAUUACCAUCUGCCCGCCACUCUCGAUGUGUCGGAUGGCUCAGGUGGAGAGGAUCGUGACUCCGGCCUGGGGUUCUCGUUUGCAGACUCGACGACAUCCCUAGAGCCAAACCUCUACAGGUUCAUCCAGGAAAAUGGCCGCACAUAUCAUGCCUUCAACUCAGGCAGUAAGACACCCACUGUCCCGCUAGAAGAGCGGCCUGCUGACCAGAUCCCAGAAUACCUCCUGCCCAACGACGAGAUCGAGCAGGAGCGCCUCGACCUGCAGCACCACACCUUCAAGAUCUUCCUCGACGGGAAGCUGCACAUCGCGCCGCUCGUCUACCCACGGCGGGUCCUAGACGUCGGCACGGGGACGGGCAUCUGGGCGAUCGAGAUGGCGCAGGAGUACCCGGGGUCAACAGUGAUCGGCACCGACCUGUCGCCGAUCCAGCCGGCGAUGGUGCCCUCGAACUGCAGCUUCGAGAUCGGCGACGCGGAGGAGGCCGACUGGGGGUUCGACGAGCCCUUCGACUACAUCCACGCGCGGGCAAUGGUGACGUGCUUCAAGGACGGGCGCAGCAUCGUGCAGCACAUCUACGACAACCUGGCGCCGGGCGGCUACUUCGAGCUGCAGGACCCGUGCAUGCCGCUGCGGUGCGACGACGGGUCCAUGGACGGCACGGCGCUGGGCGAGUGGAACCGGCUCAUGGAUGAGGGGAUGCUGCGCAUGGGCAAGGACCUGCGCGGCAACCUCGAGUGGGGCCGCUACAUGCGCGAGGUCGGGUUCGAGGGCGUCGUCGAGAAGCACGCCGCCUGCGCCUUCAACACCUGGCCCCGCGGCGACAAGAACAAGCUCAUCGGCGCCAUGUGCUGCCAGAACCUGCUCGAGGGUGUGCAGAGCAUGUCGCUUGCACUAUUCACGCGGGUGCUGGGCAUGAGUUCUGAGGAGGUGCUGAGCUUUCUGGUCGAUGUGAAGAAGGACCUAAUGAACAGGAAGAUACACUCAUAUUGUGGCGUUUAUUUUGUAUAUGGUAGGAAACCGUUUGAUCAUGGCCUGCCGAGGGAACGGGCAGCUGAAGGGGGAUCUGCUGACGGCUAG
Messenger RNA from Diaporthe amygdali, 1197 nucleotides. RefSeq lists its product as uncharacterized. The record is from RefSeq and is a predicted model, not a curated record. The coding region runs from base 1 to 1197 and encodes 398 amino acids. Gene Ontology annotation, molecular function: methyltransferase activity. Lineage: Eukaryota; Fungi; Ascomycota; Sordariomycetes; Diaporthales; Diaporthaceae. The transcript has 3 exons.